Molecule: messenger RNA, 2005 nt
Organism: Arachis stenosperma
Lineage: Eukaryota; Viridiplantae; Streptophyta; Magnoliopsida; Fabales; Fabaceae
Exons: 3
Coding region: 14-1657 (547 amino acids)
Source: RefSeq, a predicted model, not a curated record
CGAGUUCCCAAGCAUGAAGCGUGCUUCCCUCUUCAUUCAGUCAUUAAUUCGCUCUCAAUUUGAAUUUCUUUCUCAUUCUCACUCUCACGGUCUGAAAUUGAAAAGGUUACAACUACUAUCUUCACCACCCAACACAAAUUAUUCGGACAAGGUUGGGAUAGUUGAUGACAUUUUGGGUCAUGGUUCGUCGCCGCCGCAUGCUCGCCGCCGUUCCCACGCAUCUCGCAGGAUCCUCGGCGUUGUGUGCUCGCGUCUGGCCUCCCUCCUCCUUCUGAGCUCGGCUGCUCGCGCCUCUCUCGCCUCCGCAUCUCGGCGUCACAUUCUUCUCUGCCCAUUGGAAGACCACCGAAGUUCCUAUAUUUUUCUUGGAAGUAAUGGAACUGUCUUCUGGAAUUUGGAAGCUGCUUUCCGUGUCAAAACCAACAAAUCUACACCUUUUAACCUGAAUUCGAUGCCUUAUCACUGUUAUCAAGAUGUUUCCAACCUGCAAUGCUAUCAGAGUGACUUUUCCAAGCUAGAAGAAUUGACUCGGGUUCUGGCAAAUGUGGAUGCAAUUAAUGGAAAACUUGUUGACACAAUUAGUAAUUCAACCAUUUUUGAUGAGCAGAUUAAUCAUGAUAUGUGUACCUUCAAGUCUUUUGUCCGGGCCUUUAUUGGAUCUCCACCAGUUCAGCACAAAAUGAAACAGGUUCUGGUCUCCACCAUGGGAACACAAAAUGAACCAUUUUCUCCUUUCAGUCAAGCAAGAGAAAGAGAACCUAUAGUGAUUGAUAACCUUGCCAAAGUGAGCAACUUUCUUGAUGUUUCUACUCAACAAAGGAAGGUAGUUCGUUUCAAAGUGUGUCCACAGGCAACCCAGCACCGCAUAUUGAUUGGUACACUCAAGGAAGUUCUGAAUAAUUUUAAAGUUGAUUUGGAUGCUUUGGAUUCUCAGGGCUUUGACAAAGAUACUAUAAUGGGUCAGCAAAUUGUUCUUACCUGCCUGAAGUUUCUCAUUGAAGCUGCUGUUUCCAAUGAACCUGAAUCCACUUCAUGGAUGAGGCUUUCACCUUCAAAAAAUGUCAACACCUCUGGUUCCCAGAAAUGGGAAGAUGUUCUUGAGAUGUUCAAUGAUCUGAUCGAGUAUUUUAGAGCCGAAACAAGAUUAAAGUUGCAUGUGGCUAAGGCUGAAGUCAUGAGAGAAGGGCUUUUGCAAAUCAAGGACAUUUUGAUUGACAACAGUAUUGGAUACGAGGAAGCUAGAUACCAAGAACGCCUGGUGCAAAAGAAGCUUUCCAAAACAUUGGGACACUCAUCUCGCUGCUUAUUCACGCUAUUAUUAUAUUACCUCUUUGGAAGAGUCUCAGAUAUUGAAGUAGACAUAGCUGGGGGAGUUUACCAGAGUGGAAGUGACAAUAAGAACUGGUUGUGUAUGGGAAGAAUUUUGACUUCAGAUAGUGAGAAGAUGAUUGGGCGUGGUGUGAAGCAGUUGGAUAGAGCACUUAGCCUUUUCAAGUUUGUAUGGGAAACUGCUGAAAUGAAAGGUCAUUUGGACCUUCAAGGUCAUUUGUGGUGUGUUGGAGAACACAAUAGGGUUCUUAGGUACAGAAGAAAUACAUACUUUUUCAUGGCAUUUGCCUUUAAUCUUGGAAACUCAUAUGCAGUUGUUUUCAUGUGAAUUUGAUAGUUAAAAAUCGUUAAAUAACAAUUUAGUCAUGCAUGUCAAAUCAUCUAACGAUUCUUAACUAUUAAUGUCGCAUGAAGACAAACUGUAUGUGAGUAUUUUUACAAAAUCAUUCAACCUCUAUUCUAUGAUUUUUAUUCUUUCCAUAGCUUUUGUUCUCACAAACAAAUGUUCAAUUGCAAAUGAUCUUGUGUAUGUGCCCAUUUUCAUAUGAAUAAUUUAGUCUAUUAGAUUUUGGAACAGUAUCUAAAUGAAGAAUGGAGGAUGCUGAUGUAGGAUACGAAAUUUUUCACUUGCCCUUAAUUGCUACCAAUCAUACAAAUGCGCCUUCCACAAAUUCUA